AUGAAUAUUGAAGUGUUCAAAGGUGAAGAAUUUUCUCAUCUUUAUCAGGAUCGGAUGUUUCCCUAUUCCCAAAAAGUUCUACACCUUGUUUUAAGCUACUUGGAAGAGAAGAAGGGACGACCCUUUGAAGUGGUUGUAGACGCUGGCUGUGGUACAGGAAGAUCCACAAGACCUCUGGCAGAACAUUUCUGUGAAGUGAUUGGAAUAGACAUAAGUGAGAGUCAGAUAAAGGUGGCAAGAAAAUGUACACCACAAAGGAACAUCACUUAUCAGGUCGCCUCAGUUGCUAAGAUGCCAUUGGAAGAUGCCUCUGUGGAUCUGAUUAAUGCAGAUGUUGCUGCUCACUGGUUCCCCAUAGACGAAUUCAUUACAGAAGCAACUCGAGUACUUAAAAAUAGAGGCUGUCUGGCAUUGCACUGUCUGUAUCCAACGUUUACUGUUAAAUAUAAGAAUUGUUCCGAAACACUAACAAACAUUUUCAAUGAGGCUUUUGAAUACCUCUGCAAGUUCGAGGUUAAGGGCCUGACAAUCUUAAAAUCUAAGUAUCAAGCAAUGUUUGAGGCCUUGCCAUUUGCUGGCAAGCAAAGGAUCACUGACAUACAAGAAAUGUUUCACCUAACUCUGGCAGAACUCUUGGGUUUCCUAAAGUCCACAUGUAUCUGUCGCAUAUUUCUAACAAAGGAUAAGGUCGCUGCGGUUGAUUUCUUGCAGAGUGUUAAGAAAAGGAUGGUUGACGCCAUGGGCGAAAUAAGUGGUGAAGAAAUUCUGGAGUUCCACGUCACGUAUUUCUGUAUCUUGGCAUAUGUCAGUGAAUCCAGCGGGUCCAGUGUCUACUCCGGGAAGGAGUCGGAGAUCGAGGAGAGGGGCAAUCGCGGCGCCAGUCAAAGACGUGCCGCCGGGGCCAGUGGCGGUGGAAGAGGCUGA
Messenger RNA from Pseudophryne corroboree (corroboree frog), 924 nucleotides. RefSeq lists its product as uncharacterized. The transcript is spliced from 7 exons. Gene Ontology annotation, molecular function: S-adenosylmethionine-dependent methyltransferase activity. Lineage: Eukaryota; Metazoa; Chordata; Amphibia; Anura; Myobatrachidae. The record is from RefSeq and is a predicted model, not a curated record. The coding region runs from base 1 to 924 and encodes 307 amino acids.